Molecule: messenger RNA, 927 nt
Organism: Phytomonas sp. Hart1
Lineage: Eukaryota; Euglenozoa; Kinetoplastea; Trypanosomatida; Trypanosomatidae
Source: the annotation of a GenBank genome assembly
AUGUACCGUUCAAUUUCCCCUUUACUGGACAAGUCCUCCUUCGCGACCAAGCGCCGUGUCAUCCUUCCGAUCCACCCGACCCCCAACUUCCCCGCGCACUACAUCAAAGCUGCCUUCACCACCGACCCCCUCAAGGAGAAGCAGAAGGCCCGGUUUUCCUCCGGCGGGGACGCGAUGCGGGAGGUCCAGGACAUCCCGAAGAACCUCGAGGGCGCGCGCUCCCGCGAGGAGCUGGCGGGCCGCGGGGAUGUCGAGUUCGAGGCCCUCGUGGAAUUCCUCCGAGGGGCCUCGUACGACCAGAUGAUCUCCGGCAGGCGCUUUCAGAAGCUUUACACGGCCCUGUCCGGAAAUGAUGACGUCUUCGUGUGGCUUUGCCAUACCGCGAUGGCCGUGCUCAACCCCGGGGAGGCCCGUUCUCGCCUGGUUUACCAACACCUCAAGGCCCUCGCGGAGGCGGUGGCGAGUGGGGAGAUGACCCAACGCACCGCGUUUCGUUUUUAUGAGUCCGCCGUGCGCAGCCCUGCCUAUCGCGCGAUCGCCGCGCGGCAGUUGGAAAACGGCGCGGCCACCCGCCUCGCCGGUAUUAGCGCCGCCGCGGAUGUGAUGCGGGAGAUGGGGCUCACGCGGAGGCCCAUGUCGUCGUACUUUGAGCUCUAUCAGCGCAUCGUCGAGCGGAGCGAGGUGAUGACGCCAUGGGGCUUCCCGCCACUCUUUCAGUUCGAAGAACGCCUUUCCUUGGAGCCACGGCUGAAGUUUUUCUCUAGAACCGCACAGCAGCAGCUGGAGCAGCGCCGCCGGGGAACCAUCUUUUCCCCGCACACAAUCUUACAAAAGAGGCGAAUCUUUUGGAUUCCACCAACGUGGCAUCGAAGCGGGAGGUACCUCGGGCCGCACGUGAAUCUUUACCCUGGCCUGACGCCUGACUAA